Messenger RNA from Morone saxatilis (striped sea-bass), 5195 nucleotides. RefSeq names its product guanine nucleotide-binding protein G(q) subunit alpha. The record is from RefSeq and is a predicted model, not a curated record. Lineage: Eukaryota; Metazoa; Chordata; Actinopteri; Moronidae. The coding region runs from base 317 to 1405 and encodes 362 amino acids. Gene Ontology annotation, biological process: phospholipase C-activating dopamine receptor signaling pathway; adenylate cyclase-modulating G protein-coupled receptor signaling pathway; action potential. The transcript is spliced from 8 exons. Gene Ontology annotation, molecular function: G-protein beta/gamma-subunit complex binding; guanyl nucleotide binding; GTPase activator activity. Gene Ontology annotation, cellular component: heterotrimeric G-protein complex.
GAGUCAAUCAUUUCUCAAAUAUCUUAUUUUUGCCCUCUCCGGCACAAUCUGUGCGCUGUUCACACUCAUGAUAAGGGCGUCCACGCGUUAUUUCACCACAACAAGGCCCGUAUGAGGACGUUAUUUGGCAUUCACAGGCCUCUUGUUGUUGUUGUUGUUUUGUUUGUUUGUUUUUUCCCCACCCCUCCUACUCCGACGAAUCUGAAAUCUGAAUGAACCAGUAAAGGAGGAGGAGGGAAACAAAAGCGGAAAAAGUGCGUGUUUUUAAAAACAACAAGCAAAAAACAAAAACAAAAAACAAACGAAAGGAGAGAGAAUGACCCUGGAAUCCAUAAUGGCGUGUUGUCUCAGCGAGGAGGCGAAAGAAGCCCGGCGGAUCAACGACGAGAUCGAGAGGCAGCUCCGCCGGGAUAAGAGGGACGCGCGCCGGGAACUGAAACUGUUGCUUCUCGGCACUGGGGAAAGUGGGAAGAGCACAUUCAUCAAACAGAUGAGGAUUAUCCACGGCACCGGUUAUUCAGAUGAGGACAAAAGGGGUUUCACCAAACUAGUCUACCAGAACAUCUUCACAGCCAUGCAGGCAAUGAUCCGAGCAAUGGAGACGCUCAAGAUCCCCUACAAAUAUGAGCACAACAAGGGCAACGCCAACAUUGUGAGAGAGGUGGAUGUAGAAAAGGUCGGCAUGUUCGAGAAUCCUUAUGUAGAUGCAAUCAAGAGCUUAUGGAAUGACCCGGGGAUCCAGGAGUGCUAUGAUCGAAGGAGGGAAUACCAACUUUCAGACUCCACUAAAUAUUACCUGAACGCUUUGGACCGGAUUGCAGAGCCAGCCUACCUUCCCACCCAGCAGGAUGUGUUGAGGGUUCGAGUCCCCACCACGGGCAUCAUUGAAUACCCAUUUGACCUGCAGAGUGUCAUAUUCAGGAUGGUGGAUGUUGGAGGUCAGAGGUCGGAGAGGAGGAAGUGGAUCCACUGCUUUGAGAACGUCACAUCUAUUAUGUUCCUGGUAGCGCUCAGCGAGUACGACCAAGUUUUGGUGGAAUCAGACAACGAGAACCGGAUGGAGGAGAGUAAAGCUCUGUUUCGGACAAUUAUCACAUACCCCUGGUUCCUGUUGGAUAAAGAAGAGUCGCUCAUCCUCUUCCUCAACAAGAAGGACCUGUUGGAGGAGAAGAUCAUGUACUCUCAUCUGGUUGAUUACUUUCCAGAGUAUGAUGGUCCCCAGAGGGAUGCCCAAGCAGGACGAGAGUUUAUCCUCAAGAUGUUUGUGGACCUGAAUCCAGACAGCGAUAAGAUCAUCUACUCUCACUUCACCUGUGCCACUGACACAGAGAACAUCCGUUUUGUCUUCGCCGCCGUCAAAGACACCAUCCUGCAGCUCAACCUAAAGGAGUACAACCUGGUGUAGAGCGGAGCGGGGGGCCACCAGCAGAGGAGGCCCUCAGCACACACUGACUGACGCAAUCUGUGAAAAGAUACAUCACAUACACAGACAUGCAAAGAAAAUCAGAGAAAAAAAAUCUAUUGGUUGCAUAAUACUAAUUUAUUUGCCAUUUGUUGAUUUCUUGGUCCCCAAGGGGUGAGCAAAGUAAAUGGUAUCUUGCUAUUUAAGGAGUUAAUGAAAUGUAGCGAGGGGGAGGGGGCAAGAUAUUUGGAAGGGUCGGGGAAGGAUUUGCUGUUGAAUAUGUACAGCAAUGAUCCUCGUUUCUAGGCUUUGCGCAUUGUGAAGUUUUUUUUGUUUUUGUUUUUCUGUUUUUUAACGGAAACUACUUUGUGCACUCAAGGUUUAGGGGGCUUGUCAGUCUGAUACAUCAGAGCUGGAACAAAUGCAAUGUGCUCCCUCCCUCCUGCCUUUUUAUAAGCUUCGUCCCGGGCGUUUACCUGUAUGCCCAACAGGAAAUUAUGUAACACAUCACUAAUUGACAGCUUCACCUUUUUCCUUCAAAGGACUGAUUGGCAAGUCUCUUGAUAAAUAGGCAUAAACUGUGAUUUUUAAAUUAUUUCAUACUGAUUUGGUAUUCAUAGACUUGAAUCAUUAUUAUUAUUAUUAUCAUUAUAAUUACAUUGCAUUCACUUUGGUACCAUGUGAUGAGUAGAGCAUGUGUGACCAUGGAAGUACAUUCUCCACAUGGUGUGUCGGGUCACAUGUCAGUUCUCGGCAUAACCAUGAAGUUCAGACGUGUCAGAGUCUUUACCACCACCAGGUGAGGAGGCACACAGGGAUCUCUACUCUGUCAUGUUGAAGGUCAUGAUGGAGCUGGUUGCUUUACACAGACAGAAGGUAGUAGAAGAGGUAAUAAUUUAAGACAAUGGUUUUAAAUGAUUAUGUUAAACUGUGCCACAUUAACACUUUUUGUUAUGGUAAUAUGUAUAUUUAUUGCCGAUGCCAAAACAACUCAAGCACCAGUCUCCACUUUGCGCUGUUCACUACUUAAAUCAAAAGUGUUGAGGACAGGAAAAGAGCAGGGCUAAAGAACGCAGAGGGAGCGGACUGACCGACUCAUUGAUCGACCUGCAGUUUUUUUGAAGUAUUCAACAAUGGUAUUCCCUCCAUGCACUCACAACUUGAACUGACUUAAGCUACAGUCAGUUAGCAGGCUGUUUGGAGAUGAGGACGCCACCCAGUGCGCUGAAUUGCUCGAACUGUCCAAUCACAACCUUGCGCGUUGGGUACAAAACCCCUCCCCCUGGCCUGCAGACUAUCCAGUCACAUUUUAGCUGUGUCUAUCGUCCAAUCACAGCCCGGCUGUCUUGACUGUUAAUGUCAGUAGCAGUGGCAAAUAGAUUUGGCUUAUUCCUACAAGAGUGUUGAUGUUGAGUUUGUACCAAAGUAAGCCCUUCUUGUUUCUGAUUGGCUCCUCUGAUUUGCAAUUCCUCAUUCCCAAGUUACUUUUGUAUUUUUUUUGUAACAAUUCCCUUGAACAUAAGCCUGUAAUUUACAUUUAUUGAGGCAUAGUGCAAUUAUGAAUGCUAUAAUCAUUGUACAUACAUCUCUCUAUAUAUAUAUGGCAGCAUCUUUGUUGGCUUUGUAAUCAUUACUUUUUUGGCAGAUUGAAUGUGAGGUAUUGAAAAUAUGUAUCUAUGUAAUUGUAUUGUAUGUCUUAUGGCUAAUUCAUUUUUGGAAGAAAAAAUAUGUUUGUUUUUGUUUCCUUUUUAAGAGGAGAAUGUAGAUUUUGUGUUUUGCCAGUUUCAUUUCUCAGCAAAGAAACAUUGUUCAGCUUCAGAACAGCAUAAAGAGGAAUAUUAUAAUCCAACAACAGAUUGACUGGUAUGCCAGUACUUAUAGUAGCCGGUCUGUUAACAUUUAAAUUUAUAUGAAAAACUGCAGACUGAAUCCAAUCUACAGGGCUAAUUGUAAUAGUUUAGUUCUUAACUGGUUUCAGGAACAGAGCACUUAGGAGCAUAUAGGAGUAAUCACAUCACUCUUUGAUUCUUAUUCUUUUGUAUUUGAUUUCAUUACACAGCUUCUCAAUAAGUAUUAAUUAACUUUGAGAUUUCUUAGUCUACCGCACACGUUCCUGAACACACCCCACCCCACCACUAAACACCUUUGUAGGCAGGCAGCAAAGUGUUGCUUUUGCUCAGAUUUUGUAUAAAAAUCUUGUUACAGAGGAGAUUUUAGUAUCUGAUUGUUUGUGCUAACAGUUGGGAAUGCCAUCGUCCUUUACAUCCCCUCAAAUGAACCUCCACGCUGAUAAAAACUCAGUAUGGUAGAGUCUGUCACCGACGAGUGUACACAAAUGUGCAAAAAUGACUCAAUCAUUUGGCCUAAUUAGGAUGAUACAUUUACAGGUGCUUUAUUUCUUUCUGUUUUUACUUCAUUUCCAUCUUGAUUGCCACCAUUUCAUUAGAAUGUACAGUAUUAUUUUAGACUUUAUUUAUAAAAUGACUACAAAGGAGAAAAUACACAACAGUUCACAUGUACAUAUUGCCUUAUUGAAUAAGCUGUGCCUCUGAAGUCCCGUGCAAGGCACCUGUGUUUUUAUGAGAAGUGAAGCUAGUGCAGCCAAUAAUGUCCCAUUGUGCAGCUGGAGGAUUGUUUGGUUUUGGCUUGGUGGUCUCUCUUUGUUAUUCUGUGCUAUAAGAAGACCUGGGAACAGCUUUGAACAGUGCAGCUCAUGUAGCUAAUAUGCCAUUAUAAGCACAUCAUGAGUGAAUUGUAAUCAGAACACACUUAAAAUUAAUUUCCUAAUGUUGUCACAUCAGAUUCAUCAUGUCUUAAAGUCUAUGCCACAGUGCAUUAUAAUGCAUUAAACCUGUGCUUGUAAGGUGUUACAAUCUGGACUCAAAAUCACCACCAGCCACCUGUGGAGUGUUUUUUUGACAUUUGGCUGUGGUUUGGCAUCUACCAGCCACUUUGGCAGGGAACCAGCCCUCACUUGGAGGUCCUGUUGUUAUCAGAUAUUUCCGCUAGCUGGUAAAAAUGCUUACAGGGAUGGUUGAUUUUGGCAGGCAGCAACCACUUCAACAAGUUAAUGUCCAGUCCAGUUCACAGUGUACUUGAAGUGAAUGAAGAUCUUACAAUAAACUGUAACUUGUUUAAACAAUUCAUACUGCAUUCUGCCCACUGAGCUUUGACCGUCCACCCCAUGUAUGUGAGCCUCAAAAAGUAAUUCAGAAAGCAAAAGUGAUAAAACCGGGGGUGUGUGAACUCAUAGUGAAUCUAAGAUUAACUUGUGGUUUAACUUUUUUUACACAACAUUGAAAGUAGAUUUUUAAAUUAUAAUUGGAUUUUGUCAGAUAAAUAUGAGCCACAAAGGGCUGUUUCCAACCUUUGUGAGUGACUUUGUUCUCAUCAUCACUCUGAGGAUUUUCCCUUUAAGAGAGUACAGAUUCCAGCUGGUGUUGACUUGCUGACACCAAUGGAAACGUGUGCUGUUGUUUAAAUUUCAUGCAGUAUGUUUAAGAGCAGUGUUGCAUACAGUAUAUAGAGGACAAUGAUAUGUAGACCUGCAGGGUCGACUUUGGGGAAGAUAACUUUCCAUCAACUGCUCUUUUACUCAAGUCUGAAACACUUAGCCCACUUUUGGCUUUCUUUGCCUCCGAAUCAUGAAGAUAUAAAAGUUUAAUGACUCAUUUUGAAAUAGUGCUAUUAUAAUGAUUUCCAAUCAGAAUUGUGUAAAAUGUUUCCUGUAUCCAUAAACUCGCACUCCUUCGACAUGUUUAUGAAUGAAGCAACAUGUUUCUUUUCAAAAGUA